GCGUCUGCGCAGUCCAAUUUUUCACCCCUCUUUUUUUCAUUUUCACUCCUACUCUGGCUUCCGGACGCCAAGAUAGACCGCUGCCGCCGAAUUUAAAGAGACAGGCAAUAGUUAUUCCUAAUACGAUAAACGAUAACCAUUGUCUUUUGCUUAUUUUUCUUCACCUCUUCUGCUGGUUUCGAUGGCGGCAUUUGUCCACAGACGUGGAGCGUAGCAGCUCGUCUGUCACCACUCUUCACUCUGCUCACUUUUUCGUGCCUUUGCGUUGUAGCCAGACUGUCCAGCGAGGCAGAGUGAGCCUGCUUGCUGGCAGACUGGCUCUUUCCCGACCAAGAAAAACGGCUAGCCAACAAUUGGAGGUACAUCGAAGCUGCUGUGUUAAGUUGCGAUACUGGCUGUCUAGCCUUCUAUCGCCACCGCCGGGAUAAUGGCGAAGAUUCAGACGCACACCACCACGAAGCAAAUAAACCAAAUUCAAGACAAGCCUUAUGUCAUAACACAAAAACAAGUGCAGCAGCAGCACUUCCAGAAGCUGAAGGUUGAAGAUGCCUUGUCAUAUUUGGACCAAGUCAAAAAUCGGUUUGCAAAUGAUCCAGGAAUAUACAACAAGUUUCUCGACAUCAUGAAGGAGUUCAAAUCACAGAGUAUUGAUACUCCAGGGGUAAUAAACCGUGUCUCUCAGCUCUUUCAUGGACACCCGGAUCUUGUUUUGGGGUUCAAUGCCUUCCUCCCACCGGGGUAUCGGAUAGAGGUGCCUAAAAAUGGGGUGGCUUUCCUUCAGUCUCCAUUUUCUGCACAGGUGUCACUGAGCCAACAGGGCAAGACCUUUACUACAUCUGUGGUGACUCCGCCCCCUGUGAGUGCCUCUGCUUCCCACUCUGAAGGUGCACAUGGCCACAGCAGUGAGGUCAAACCUGCAUCCGCAGAGCCCCUAUCGUCCCCGUCAACCACAGGACCCCCAGAACCACCUAGCAGACUCUCUCUUCCCCUCAACAACAGAGAGGGUCAGGCUGCCACCUCCUCAGUUUCCCCCCCAGCUGCAGAAACCAGCCCAGUGGAGUUUGACAGUGCCAUCAGCUAUGUAAACAAAAUCAAGAAUCGAUUCCUAGAUCAUCCUGAGAUUUACAGGGCCUUCCUGGAGAUUCUUCACACAUACCAGAAAGAACAGUUAGAGGUGAAAGAAAGUCGAGGGAAUCGUAGUAGCAGUGGGAUGACUGAGGAUGAGGUGUUCUCUAAAGUGGCCAGCCUUUUCAAAGGACAAGAAGAUCUACUGGCUGAGUUUGGUCAGUUCUUGCCAGACGCAAAGAGAUCUCUGUUUACUGGAAGCUCACUGACAGGGACUAAAGAGCCACUCAAAAGACCAGAGGAUGACGAUACAAUAAACAAACAGAACAAAAAGAGACCCAGACCUGUACUAAUGCAGCAUAUGUCCCCACUUCUUAAGAAAAAAAUGAAGUAUUCUUGCACCAAAGACCAAUCCUUUGCCUCUGUUGGUAAACAUGGCGUAUUAAGAGAAUUCUCCUUCUUUGAUAAAGUUCGAAGACUGUUUAAAAGUCAAGAAGUUUAUGAAAAUUUCUUGCGAUGCAUUGCGUUGUUUAAUCAGGAAGUUGUAUCUGGAGCCGAACUGCUUCAGCUUGUAACUCCUUUUCUUGGGAAAUUUCCUGAGCUGUACUCACAGUUCAAGUCAUUUCUGGGAGACAAAGAGCUCUCUCAUGCUGUCUCUGGGUUGUCCGAUCGCUACAUGGAGGGGGGAGGAGGCAGGGAGGUGGAUUAUGCCUCAUGUAAACGCCUUGGCUCGAGCUAUAGAGCUUUGCCCAAGACCUACCAGCAGCCCAAGUGCAGCGGGCGCACUGCAUUGUGCAAAGAGGUGCUGAAUGACACCUGGGUCUCCUUUCCAUCUUGGUCUGAGGACUCCACGUUUGUGAGCUCCAAAAAGACUCCCUAUGAGGAGCAGUUGCACAGAUGUGAGGAUGAGCGAUUUGAGCUGGACGUGGUCCUCGAGACAAACCUAGCCACUAUUCGGGUCUUGGAAAGUGUUCAGAAGAAGCUGUCACGGCUGCCACCUGAUGACCAGGACAGGUUCAGAUUAGACGACUGUCUGGGCGGCACCUCCGAGGUCAUUCAGCGACGAGCUGUGUAUCGUAUCUAUGGCGACAAAGCCCCAGAGAUCAUCGAAGGCCUGAAAAGAAGUCCCAUUACUGCUGUGCCUGUGGUUCUCAAAAGGUUGAAAGCCAAAGAGGAAGAGUGGAGAGAGGCACAGCAGGGCUUCAAUAAGAUCUGGAGGGAACAAUAUGAGAAGGCUUACCUUAAGUCGCUUGAUCAUCAAGGUGUCAAUUUCAAACAGAAUGACAUGAAAGCCCUGCGCUGUAAAAGUCUUCUUAAUGAAAUUGAAAGUGUCUAUGAUGAGCGUCAGGAGCAGAGCACAGAAGAGGGUGGUGCCGGGCAACAGGGCCGUAAUAGCUCUGGGUCAGCUCCACCCAGUGAACCCCACAUGGUUUUUACAUAUGAAGACAAGCAGAUUUUGGAGGAUGCCGCAGCUCUCAUAAUCUACCACGUGAAACGCCAGCCCACCAUCCACAAAGAUGACAAGGACCACAUCAAACGCAUCAUCCAACACUUUGUCCCCGACCUUUUCUUCUCACGACGUGGUGAGCUCAGCGACACAGAGGAGUGGACAGAUGAGGAGCCCGAGCCUGAAGAAGGAGGAGAGAGAGGCACAACCACAACUGCUCCUGGAGCCAGCGCUAACUCAACCACCACUGCUGGAGCAGCACCCAUUACUGGGGGGCAGGUCCAAAGUCAGCCAGCACAAACACAGAGCCAAGUGCAGCAGCAGGUGAACGGGGAGUCCAGGCGGAGGAGGGGCAGUCCAUCUCAGCCCACAGACCCAGAAACAACGACCCCCAGCAGCAUCAGCCAGCCCGCCGCAACCACCCCAACCACCCCCAUGGAGGCGAGCACUAGUGCCCCGGGGGAGAGGGUGGACCUGCGAGACCCUGAGGCAGAGCACCAGAAAGAGCUGGAUGGCGUCUACAAUCUUUUCUUUGUCAACAACAACUGGUAUUUCUUUUUGCGGCUGCAUCAAACUCUGUGCUCGAGGCUGCUCCGUGUUUAUCGGCAAGCUGAGCGGCAGCUGUUGGAUCACAGAGCUGAGCAGAGCCGUGAGAGACUGCUCAUGGCUGAAGGACGGAGGGAAAAGGCGUGUGACCUCGCCAUGGAGCUUCGCCUCAAACAACCAAGUGAGGUGGAGCUGGAGGAGUACUAUCCAGCGUUUCUGGACAUGGUGCGCAGCCUGCUAGACGGAAACCUGGACUCCACUCAGUAUGAGGAUACACUCAGAGAGAUGUUCACAAUUCACGCCUACAUUGGAUUCACCAUUGACAAAGUCAUACACAACAUUAUUCGACAGCUGCAACAUCUGGUGAGCGAUGAGGUAUGUCUGCAGGUGGUCGACUUGUACUUAGCAGAGAGGAAGAGGGGAGCUGCUGGGGGAAACCUGUCCUCACAGUGUGUCCGAGCCGCAUGGGAAACCAGCUACCAAUGGAAAGCCGAAAGAGUCAUGGCUGAAGAGAACUGCUUCAAGGUGAUGUUUAUCCAGAACAAGGGUCAGGUAUCUAUGACUAUUGAGCUUCUGGACACAGAGGAGGCCCAGGCUGACGACCCGUUAGACGUACAGUGCCUGUCAAGCUACAUGGAACAGUUUGUCGGCACAGAAUCCAGCUUGUGCUCACAAGUAGAGGGCUAUUUCUUCAAGCCUGUAUUUUUGCCAAGGAAUCUCCGGCGUUUCCGACGCUGGCAGGUGCGGCAGGUGGAGGCCAUGCGCUGCAGAAGAGAAUGGCACCGACAGCUGGGGGUGGAGAAUGCAGGCAGUCUGGACUGUCGCUUUAAGCUCAACACCCACAAGAUGGUGUUUGUUAUGAACUCUGAAGAUUACAUGUAUCGCAGAGGAGCUCUGGUCAAGGCCAGAAAGUCACAAAACAGAGUAGCAGGGAGCCAGCAUGAACGAUUUGACAAGUGGCACCAGGGAUGGCUGGCCAGUCAUGUGACCACUUCAGCUGAGCGCUCGGUGCAGAACUGGCUCAUGGGAGAAGAUGAGGAGGACAUGAUCCCCUGUAAAACCACCUGCCUGUCCACAGAGGUGAAAGGUCAGACAGUCCACAGAUACCAGGUUCAUUACAGUAGUAGCAAAGCCCCUGCUUCGCCUUAGUGAUGGACCUGCAGCAUACCACACACCACUUCACCUAAAUGCAUGGACUCCAGGACAUCCACGCAGCAAAUGGGACGCUUCUCAUUCAUUCUUUCACUCAUGAAGAGGCACUGUCCAGUGAAGAGUGAGUGCACCGCGGGGGAGCCAUGUGGACAUCUGGGACACAGCCACAGAGAAACUGUCAGCUGAGUCAGACACAAAGGCACAAUGGGACUUGUUUUUGUAUUUCUAUGGUUUUGGUGAACAGCACUAUGAUUGACAGAACUAAUGGACAAUAAUGGCUCAAUAAGAGGCAGGUUAUAAUGGAGAUUAUGUUUUGUUCAGAAAUGUGAAUGUCUGUUUCAUUACGUUACUUUUUAAAAAGUCAAGUGUAGUUUUUAGCUUCUAAAGCCAGAGAGCCUUUUGCCUGUUGGUUUGUGCGUUUAUAUGGAGAAACAAUGGUCAAAUGUGUGUGUAUGUGUGUCCUGCGCUCGUUUUCUUUGUAUGCAGAGUACAGGCUGUAUAACUCUUAAGUUCUUUAAUACUGUACGAGCAUAUAUAUAUAAAUAUAUACACAACUGGGAGUAUUUUAUAUAUGCAUUAAGUUGAUUGAGAAAUCAAAAGAUCAUGUGGUUCUUGUGUUUGCUGUCAGCCAACUUGAUGUUUUCAUUUUGUAUUCUUUUGUGUUGCUAAAAAAUCACAAGGCAACAAAACGUCUUUAGGUUUCGUUUGAUAUUAAGAAUCAGAUUAUGUAUCGACCAUGAUUUCACCAAAUGUUUACUUUGCCUUGUCUUUUUGCAUACUGACAAAAUAAAAGCAGAAUAUCAGUGUUAAAAUAGAAUGUAUAACAUUAAUCUUGUAUCAGUUAUGAAAUAAACAACCUAGUUGUGAUCUUCUUAAAA
Molecule: messenger RNA, 5088 nt
Organism: Periophthalmus magnuspinnatus
Lineage: Eukaryota; Metazoa; Chordata; Actinopteri; Gobiiformes; Gobiidae
Gene: sin3b
Product: SIN3 transcription regulator family member B
Exons: 19
Coding region: 428-4207 (1259 amino acids)
Biological process (GO): negative regulation of transcription by RNA polymerase II
Cellular component (GO): chromatin
Molecular function (GO): transcription corepressor activity
Source: RefSeq, a predicted model, not a curated record